UAGCAAUGGCUGCAUUAUUGCAUCAUUUCUGCUUGCCCUACAUUUACCCUGUAACGAAAAACAUGCCCAUCUACCCUCAACAAAGGACACCUGCCAAUUCUAUGAAAACUAGGCAUGCCAUUUGCUCACUGAGCACACAGACUUCUCAUUCAGCAAGGGAUGAAAGAAAAUCGGCUAAUUAUCAACCAACCAUAUGGAGUUACAACUUUGUGCAGUCCUUAAAUAAUACCAAUGCGGAUGAAAUGCACAGGGAUAAGGCAAAGAAGCUGGAGGAGGAGAUAAGAUGUAUGAUUGAGAAUGAAGAUGCAGAGUCAUUAAACAUUCUCGAAAUGAUUGAUGACAUUCAACGGCUCGGUUUGGGUCACCGUUUCGAAAAUGACAUACAGAGAAUCCUAGAUGAAAUUCAAUAUUUGAAACAAAAAGGCCAUUGCAAAUCCCAGAAAUCUCUCCAUGCUACUGCUCUCACUUUCAGACUCCUUAGACAACAUGGCUAUGAGGUGUCUCAAGCUGUGUUUAAGGAUUUCAUGGACCACAAGGGCGAUAUCCUGGCCAAACUUGAAAAGGACAUAAAAGGAAUUCUAAGUUUGUAUGAAGCCUCCCAUCUUGCUUUUGAAGGAGAAGACCUUUUACAAAAGGCAAUGGUACAAACAAGCAUACAUCUCAAGAAUAUCUACAACAAAUCAGAAUCAGAAUCACUGGAGAUCAAAGAAAGCAUUAGCCAUGCUCUUGAGCUUCCAUUGCACCAGAGAAUGGUUAUGCUGGAAGCACGCUGGGCUAUCGAAACAUAUAGUAAAAGAGAGGAUGCAAAUUUCAAGCUACUUGAACUUGCAAAGCUGGAUUUCAACAUGGUGCAGUCAGUACUUCAAAGAGAUCUCAAGGACAUGUCAAGGUGGUGGGACAGUUUAGGCAUAUCAAACAAGUUGGAGUUUUGCAGAGAUAGACUAAUGGAAUGCUUCUUCUGGACAGUUGGAAUGGUAUUUGAGCCAGAGUUUAGUUCUUGUCGCAAAGGGCUAACAAAAGUCACAUCUUUCAUAACCACCAUAGAUGAUGUCUAUGAUGUUUAUGGUACUCUCGAAGAAUUGGAGCUAUUCACCCACGCUGUUGAGAGAUGGGAUGUAAGUGCAGUGAGAGAUCUUCCUGACUAUAUGAAGAUAUGUUUCCUUGCUUUCUUCAACACCAUCAAUGAGAUAGCUUACCACACUCUCAAAGAACAAGGAGAAGAUGCCAUUCCUUACCUCAAAAAAGCAUGGUCUGAUUUGUGUAAAGCAUUCUUAAAAGAAGCAAAAUGGAGCUACAACAAAUAUAUACCAUCAUUUGAAGAGUAUCUUGAAAAUGCCUGGCGAUCAGUAUCAGGAACUGUUAUACUGAUUCAUGCAUACUUUCUAAUGUUUCCAAGUAAUUCCAAGGAGCCACUUGAUUGCUUAUAUAACUAUCAUGAUCUACUUCGAUGGCCAUCCAUUAUUUUUCGCCUUUCCAAUGAUUUAGGGACUUCCUCGGCAGAGAUAGUUCGAGGUGAAACCGUAAAUUCAAUCUCCUGCUACAUGAACGAAACUGGUGUUUCUGAAGAACAAGCGCGUGAACACAUAAGUAAAUUGAUAGGCAAGGCAUGGAAGAAGAUAAAUGAGCAGAAAAUUGAUGAGAAAACUCCAUUUGCUAAGCCUUUUGUGGAAGCAGCAAUAAAUCUUGCCAGGAUUGCCCAAUGCACAUACCAACAUGGAGAUGGCCAUGGUGCUCCUGAUUGCAGAUCAAAGCACAGAGUCCUAUCGUUGAUUAUUGAACCUAUUUCAAUUAAUGUACAUAAAUGGCCAAAUCAAUAAUGGUGCUCUUUAUACUUCACUCUUUUAUAUUUGCACCCUAAGUUAAAAUGAUAAAAUUACCCUUACAUCUAUAUUAUUGUUGUAGAUGCCUAUUUUUGCAAUUGAUUGUAUGAUCAAUGUAUUUAAACAUAGGAUAUUCACUAUUUAUAGAACAUAUCAAUCAUUGAACGCCAUUACUCAUUCUAAUUACGUUAUUCAAUUUGAUUCCUAAACCUCCUACAUUGUGGCACUUAUAUAUGUAAAUCUUCCAAAAUUCUGUCCUAAAACAGCAAAUAACAUGGCCAGGCCAUAUUGUGGUAAAAAAAUGGAACCAUCCUCUCAUCCUUCCUUACCUUUCCCUCCCCUCCCUACCAGUAACCAUAAUCUUCUUUCCAGUGAUCCCUCUUCCUUCAACCACCAUAGCACACAAAACAAGCCUUCAUUUCAUAACCUCCUUACCAUAAACAUUGAAAACUUUCUGCCCCA
Messenger RNA from Hevea brasiliensis (rubber tree), 2282 nucleotides. Its product is annotated as probable terpene synthase 12. NCBI's taxonomy places the organism in Eukaryota, Viridiplantae, Streptophyta, Magnoliopsida, Malpighiales, Euphorbiaceae. The record is from RefSeq and is a predicted model, not a curated record. Gene Ontology annotation, biological process: diterpenoid biosynthetic process. Gene Ontology annotation, molecular function: terpene synthase activity; magnesium ion binding. The transcript is spliced from 7 exons. Bases 6 to 1817 code for a protein of 603 amino acids.